AUGGGUGCUUCCGAAGGAAGCAGAAAGCCCCAUGAUGAGCUGCCCGACUCCAAAGUGUUGGAUGAGGUCGGCGAUGUUCUCAUUAAGGACGAGGACGGGAAGGAACUCCCUUUGAAAUCACUCUACAUGGACAAGCCCGGAGAUGAACGCCAGCUUCUUAUCUUCGUCCGCCAUUUCCACUGGGCUCCGGAUUUCAAGGCAUACCAUGGCCACAUUAUGACCUACUCUUCGCUGUAUCAGCAUGUAGCUAAUACCUUGUGCAUGCUCACUGGCCCAAGCUACCGGACAAUUUCAGAACUGACCUGGGCCCAACAGAGCUGCCAGCAGUACGUGGAGGCGCUCAUGAAAGACCUGACGCCUGAGAAGCUGUCCAAAGCCAAAAUCAGCCUCACGAUCAUCGGCAGCGGGGAGGCCAUCUGCAUCCCAGACUACGCCAAAGCCACUGGGUCCGCGUUCCCCAUCUACACGGACCCGAGCGUGCAGACCUAUAAGAAAUUGGGAAUGAUCUCGUCCCUCCGGCCGGGGACCACGACGCCAUCCUACCUCAAGAAGAGUACGCUGGACAAUUUUGUGAGUUCAACGUGGGCAUUAGCCACCUCCGGGCACAUUCUUUCUGGCGGGCCUAAGGCGCAGAAUGGGGGAGAGUGGCUGUUCCAGGGAGGGGAGCUGAAGUGGUUUCAUAGGAUGAGAAACUCGUCCGACCAUACUGAGACGGAGGAGUUGAAGAAGGUACUAGGGUUGACUUGA
This is a messenger RNA of Diaporthe batatas, 747 nucleotides long. RefSeq lists its product as uncharacterized. The coding region runs from base 1 to 747 and encodes 248 amino acids. The record is from RefSeq and is a predicted model, not a curated record. NCBI's taxonomy places the organism in Eukaryota, Fungi, Ascomycota, Sordariomycetes, Diaporthales, Diaporthaceae. The transcript has 3 exons.